CUAUUCUCAUCCUCCAAUAGCUCCUGAAUGAAUGUGAUGAUUGACACGAAUAUCUCAUGAAGGAUAAGAUCAACUGCUCAACACUUACAAGAUACGCCAACAAUUGCUCGAUAUCCGACACGAUGCCGGUCCCCGGUGAUACCGAGCAUACUCUAGCUACAGAAUUCAGCAACGUGCUCGGGACAAAGGUUGAGGCCACUGAUAACUUCUUUGACUAUGGUGGGGACUCCAUCGAUGCUACAAUGGUGGCAUCUCGGAUCAACAAACAGCUCGACGUUGCCAUCACUGCGCAAGAUGUCUUCGAGUGCUCCGACAUAGUCACGCUGGCCGAGCGUAUCACACCCUUAACCGCGGUCGAAGAAAUACGUCCCGAUCUCUCGCUCGCAGUGCUAUGGUCCAGUGCAACAGUUAUUCGCGCAGGGACGUUUAUGGUUCUUGGAGCAGUUGCACCCCGACUCUGCCUGGUAUCUGAUGCCAUUUGCAACCCGGCUCCGAGGCCCGCUUCAACUAGACGCCCUCCAAAAAGCUCUACUAGCACUAACCGAGCGCCAUGAAACCCUCCGCACAACAUUCGACCACCAAGACGGAGUGGGCGUGCAGGUGGUCCAUCCUUUCCAACCCAAAUCACUCAACGUGAUCGACAUGUCCUCGCCAACGGACGCAGAUCUCCUGCGUGCUCUGCACCGAGAGCACGCCACGGUCUUCGACCUAUCGACCGCGCCCGGAUGGAGGCCCUCUGUAUUCCGCCUGGGGCCGGAGGACCAUGUGCUAUCAAUAGUCAUGCACCACAUCGUCUCUGACGGAUGGUCGGUGAACGUCCUCCGGAAGGAGCUGAUGGCCCUGCUGGCCGAGCUCCUCUGUGACAAACCACGGCCAACGUCCCUCUCGGGACAAGCGGGGCGUCAGGAGAUCAGCAUCGAAGACUCACUCUAUAAGGGCCUGCAACAGUUCUGUGCAGAACGCCAAGUGACCCCUUUCAUUGUCCUGCUCGCCGUCUUCCGGCUGGCGCACUACCACCUGACCGGGGUGAGCGACGCGACGAUCGGCACCCCAGUUGCCAACCGCAGCCGGCAGGAGCUGGAAGACCUGAUCGGGUUCUUCGUCAACGUACAGUGCAUCCGGAUCACGAUAGACGACGAGCCCUUCCAGGGGCUGGUUCGCCAGGUGCGGGGCACGACCAGCGCCGCGUUCGCCAGCCAGGAUGUCCCCUUCGAGGACAUUGUCUCCCAUCUGGAGAAGAGACGAGACCUCUCGCGCAAUCCCCUGGUUCAGCUGGCUUUUGCUGUGCACUCGCAAGCGGAGUUCGGCCAAUUCGAGCUGGAAGGCCUGCAGGCCGAGCAGAUCAAUGUCGUGCCAACCACGAGGUUCGACCUGGAGCUUCACCUGUUCCAGGGGGAGGGCGCGCUCCAGGGUCAUGCGCUAUAUGCCAAGGAGCUCUUUGACCAUGAGACCAUCCGUCUGUUCCUCGCGGUGUUUCGCGACCUCCUGCAGCAAGGGCUGGCUCAGCCGGAGACCACGGCCAGAGGUCUCCCCUUGGCAGAUGGAUACCCUGCGCUCGACCGGAUGGGGCUGAUCCGGAUCGAUCGAACGGAUUACCCACGGGACUGCAGCGUCGUCGAGGUCUUCCAGCAGCAGGUGCAAGCCGGCCCGGCCCGAGUGGCUGUCCAGGACGCAUCGGCGCAAUUGACGUAUCUUGAGCUGGAUCAGCGCUCGGACCGGCUGGCUCGCUGGCUCGCCGGCCGAGGCUUUCCAGCAGAGACCCUCGUAGGGGUGGCUGCCAGUCGCUCCCGUGAGACGAUCGUGGCAUUUCUGGCGAUCCUCAAGGCCCACCUAGCCUAUCUGCCCCUCGACGUCAAAGUCCCCGCGGGCCGCAUUGAUGCGAUUUUGGCAUCCGUGCCGAGCUGUCGACUUGUUCUGCUGGGAUCGGACGUCAAAGCUCCGGCCGUCCACCGCGACGGGGUGGAGUUUGUCUGCGUACCAGGGCAGGAUCAUCAGGCGCCAGACGGACUGCAUGGGACCCCGGCGAUUGCACCCCCGCACCCAGAGAGCCUGGCCUACGUGAUGUUCACCUCGGGGUCCACCGGCCGUCCCAAGGGGGUCAUGAUCGAGCAUCGCGGCAUCAUCCGACUAGCGCGGAGCAACGGUACUUUGCUUUGCUCUCCGUCAGACUACCGGAUCGCUCACAUGGCCAACCUGACCUUCGAUAUUUCAACGUGGGAGAUCUACACGGCGCUACUGAACGGCGGCACGCUGGUCUGCAUCGACGACAUGGCCGUGUUGAACGCGAUCCGGUUGAACGAGGUGUUCAGCACCGCGGGCGUCCACGCCGCAAUGUUCACCCCGGCUCUGCUCAAAAGUUGCUUGGAUGAACACCCGCAGACCUUACGCAACCUCGGCCUGCUGAUGGUGGCCGGCGAUCGAUCGAAUCCGGAGGACUUGGCCAUUGCGCAGGGGCUGGUCGAAGGUGGGGCGGUCGUCAAUACCACGAUAUACCGCGUGCCUCGCGGGGUACGAUGUGCGAAUGGGGUCCCGAUCGGCCGUGCCCUCACGGACUCCGGCGCCUACGUCAUGGAUUCGAACCUGCGUCUCGUCCCCCUCGGCGUCAUGGGCGAGCUGGUCGUCACCGGCGACGGCCUCGCGCGAGGCUACACCGACACGCAGCUGGACCAGGGCCGCUUUGUGACCGUGGACAUCGGCGGACAGCGCACCCGGUAUCGGCCAACGGACGGGCAACUCGAAUGCUCUGGGCGGAUGGACCAGCAGGUCAAGAUCCGAGGCUAUCGGGUCGAGCUCGCGGAGAUCGAGCACGUCCUGCUCGCCCACAGCUCGGUCAGUGAUGCGGUGGCUGUGAUACAGCAGCAGGAAGACGGGGGCUCUAGCAUUCUCGGCUUUGUCACAGUCCAUGAACCGCAAGCUCCAGUUUCGGGUGUGGCCCCUGCUGACGAAAAUACGGCCGAGCAGGUCAGAAGCUGGACGGAGCUCUUCAUCGUGGAAAAGUACGGUGCGAUGCCCAAGUUGGAACCCGACACAGUUGGUCGAGACUUCGUCGGAUGGACCUCGAUAUACGAUGGAAGCAAUAUUGUCACAGCGGAGAUGAACGAAUGGCUGGACGACACUAUCGACACUAUCCUGAGUAGCGGCCCGCAUGAUACGGUGCUAGAAGUAGGUACUGGGAGUGGGAUGGUUCUCUUCAAUCUGAUCCCUCAUUUCAAGCGGUAUGUCGGCCUGGAGCCGGCGAGCAAUGCAGUUCACCUUGUCAACGCGGCUGUUCGGUCAAUCCCUGGGGCGGCGGAGAAGAUCCAGAUGCAAGUCGGCACGGCGGCGGACAUUUGCCAUAUUCAGAGCGACCAGUCGCAUGAUCUUGCUAUACUGAACUCGGUUAUCCAGUCCUUUCCUUCCCCGGGGUACUUGAUGAAGGUGAUCAAGGAUCUUGUGCAACUGCAGGGUGUGAAACGCAUCUUCCUUGGGGAUAUACGAUCUUACGCACUCUACGGAGAGCUCCAAGUGUCCAAGGUGUUACAUCGUCUUGGCGACGCAGCGACUGUGGACGACGUUCAACAGGCCAUCGCUGAGGCUCCCGGCCUGGAAGAAGAGUUACUGGUUGACCCAGCAUUUUUCACGAGGCUACCAGUUCAGCUUCCUGACCUUGUCGAACACGUCGAGAUCCUGCCCAAGAAGAUGGAAGCAACGAACGAGCUAAGCUGCUACCGGUAUGCUGCUGUAUUACAUGCCCGGCAGGAUAAGAACCCGCCGAUACAGAUCCACGAAGUUGGCGAGAGCGACUGGGUUGACUGCAUGGACGCUGCGCUGGAUCACCGAUCCCUCUUGAAGCUCUUGCAAAAGUCGGCUCAGUCGUCUCUGGUAGCUGUGAGCAACAUCCCUUACAAGAAGACGAUCUUAGAACGGCAGGUUCUUGACCUUCUGGACGAUAAAUGCGUAAGAGCACUGGCUGCACGUAACCACCGGCUCCAAACUCUCCGUCGCAUGGACGAACCCCAGCCGUCACUUUCACCGGUGGAACUGGUGGCGCUCGCGCGGAAGACCGGCUUCGAGGUUGAGAUCAGCUGGGCCCGGCAGCACUCCCAGCGUGGUGGACUGGAUGCUAUCUUCCACCGCAACCAUGCGAAGAGCAAGACAGGCAGAGUACUCUUCCGAUUCCCCACUGACCAUGCGGGUCGGCCUUCUCGAUCGUUGAGUAACCAUCCUCUGCAACAGCGAUAUAACCAGAGGACCCAACGCGAGUUACGACAGAUGCUUCAGGCCCGGCUCCCUCAGUACAUGGUGCCCCAGUCCAUCGUGGUCGUGGACAAGAUGCCCAUCAACAAUAACGGCAAAGUCGACCGGCAGGCGCUCGCAAAGCAAGCCCACAUGUGCGCCAGAUCGAAGGUGAUCCCAGACAAAAUAGCCCCAGGAAGCGACACCGAGCAUGCCCUGGCUCAAGUCAUCAGCGACAUCCUGGGUAUCGAGAUUGGCAUCACCGAUAACUUCUUCGACUACGGUGGAGACUCACUCAAAGCCACCAAGGUGGUGACGCGAAUCAACAGCCAGCUGGAUAGUGCGAUCACCGUGCGCGACCUCUUCCAGCAUUCCACCGUGGCGAGUCUGGCCCAGGAGAUGCAGACCUCGCUGCUCUCGAGCCCCAUGCUCCAGCACCGAGAUUUCCCUCCCUUUUCUCUCCUUGACUACGACGCUUCGUCUCUCACCCCGGCCGAGCUCGGCGAGCUAGGGCUCACGUCGACAGGCGCGAUCCUCGAAAUCCUCCCGUUGACAGGAUGCCAGCUCUGGUUUCUGACCCAGUGGACUCCAGUGACCACAUCUUUCACCAUCAACGGGCCCAUGGAUCCCGACCGGCUCCAAGCAACCUGUCGAGCGGUGGUGCAAAAGCACAGCAUCCUGCGCACGGUCUUCACGAGGCUUCGCGACAAGCUUGUCCAAGUGAUCCUGCGAUCCUUCGAGGCCUUCUCCCACCGGGUGGCAGCAGCAGCCCAAAAUGCAUCGGACGCCCCACACUGCCCUAACCUUCCACACUACGACCUCUCAAAUCUCGACCGUCCGAACCCUCUGGCUCUGGGCAAACCGCCCACGCGCUUCACAUUGUUCUCCCAGUCGCCGACGCAACAUCUCUUCGUCAUCCAGCUCUGGCACGCGCAGUACGACGGACUGUCGUUGCCGUUUCUCUCGUCCGACCUGACGCACGCAUACAAUGCCGGUGGCGUCCUGCCCUCCACCCCGGCCACCCCGUUCGCGCAGUACGUGUACGGGCGCCACAAGCACCGGUCCGCCGCGGCCUUCACCUUCUGGAGACACUACCUCCGAGGCGCCAGGAUGACGACUCUGCCCGGCACAACCACUGCCCCGGAAGACAGCAGCAGCAGCAGCGCCACAGACACCAAAGAGACCGCAACCGGCGCACUCCCCCCCACCAACCUACCGGGCAUCACCCUCCCCACGCUCAUGAACGCCGCCCUAGCCUACACACUAGCCCACCACACCCAAAGCAGCGACAUUACCUUCGGCCCGGUGAUGGACACGCGCGCCAACCCGGUGCAGGACGCAACGACCAUCCUAGGACCCUGCAUCAACAUCAACCCGGUGCGCGUGCAGCUGCCGCCGCCGCCGCCGUUGGAGGCCGGGCAAUCGUGGACGGCGCGGGAGCUCUGCCACGCGCUGCACGAGCAGUACGUGCAGAUCGCGCGCUACAGCGUGCUAGACCUGGACGAAAUCACCGCCCGCAGCACAGAUUGGGCCCCCGGCACGCGCUUCGGGUGCAUCUUCAACCACCUGCCCCGGGAGGACUAUCCGCCGCUCGCGUUCGACGGCGCACACACCGCGUUCCGGUCCGCCCACCUCCGCAUCUGCCUGCCGGGCCAGGUGCUCGUCCGGUGCAUUACGGUCGGCGGCGGCGAGCUGAAGGUCCAGGUUCUUGCUUCCGGCGAUGUGUGGGAUGGUAAGGGGGCUGCGGCGCUGGCGCGGAUGCUGCUGGAGACCGGUCAGCGGGUUGCGCGGUUUCCGGAUGCGUUGGCGUUGCUUUCGGCGCCGCGGUUUGUAGAGUAG
Messenger RNA from Aspergillus japonicus CBS 114.51, 6054 nucleotides. RefSeq names its product acetyl-CoA synthetase-like protein. Gene Ontology annotation, biological process: secondary metabolite biosynthetic process; amino acid activation for nonribosomal peptide biosynthetic process. Gene Ontology annotation, cellular component: cytoplasm. The record is from RefSeq and is a predicted model, not a curated record. The coding region runs from base 472 to 6054 and encodes 1860 amino acids. NCBI's taxonomy places the organism in Eukaryota, Fungi, Ascomycota, Eurotiomycetes, Eurotiales, Aspergillaceae. Gene Ontology annotation, molecular function: S-adenosylmethionine-dependent methyltransferase activity; phosphopantetheine binding. The transcript is spliced from 4 exons.